AUGGUCCCGAAGAUGAAGAACAACACCAACAGCGAAGGAAGCCAAGGUUAGUUUAUUUUCUUUGAAAAUCUAGUGAAAAUUCAUGAAAUGUCUGUGAAAUUUUGUCAAAAAUGAAAGAAAAAUCAGAUUUUUUUGUGAAAAAGUCAGGAAAAUUCAAAAGUUUUUGCGCAAAAACCAGCGAAAAAAUGUUUGAAUUCGAAAGAUUUCAUUGACAUGUUUAGAAAAAAGGCGGGAAAUUUAGAAAUUUUGAAUUCUCUGAACAAUGCUGAUUUUCGAAAUAUUUCGAAAUGUUUCGAAAAUCACCAAUUUCAUUUUUGGAGAGAUGUGAAUCUUGAUUUGUCUUUAAAACGUAUUUUAGUGUUUAGAAAUGUCAUCUCAAGCUUUUUCAAUAAGUUCAAAAUACAAAUCAAGACUUCAAAUUCAAAUUGUUGAUUUUCGAAAUGUUUCGAAAAUAUUCGAAAAUCACCAAUUUCAUUUUUGGGGAGAUGUGAUUCUUGAUUUGUCUUGAAAACACAUUUUAGUGUUUAAAAAUGACAUUCCUUCUAAUUUCUAAACCAUAGCGAACGAUUUUUGGGCAUUUCUCGAUCAUAUUCACUUACUUAAUCUUUCAGAAUCCUCAGAUUCGGAUUCUGGCAGCGCCAUCACCCAAUCAGAAUUAAUUUUCGAUAAAUUGUCGCCGGAUCAAAUGCGACUUUAUCUCAAAAUUCAAGCAACUCAGAGAGGGAUUCAAAUUGAUGUGGAAAAGGUUGGUUGUUUGAAAUCUUUUUCAAUUGAAAUAUCAAAAUGAAAACCAUUUUUCAGGCGUUCCAUCAGAUUGACAGAUUGCAUCGGAUUUUGAAACAGGGUACCACUCUUGGAACAAGUUAA
Molecule: messenger RNA, 867 nt
Organism: Caenorhabditis angaria
Lineage: Eukaryota; Metazoa; Nematoda; Chromadorea; Rhabditida; Rhabditidae
Source: the annotation of a GenBank genome assembly